Messenger RNA from Oncorhynchus kisutch (coho salmon), 753 nucleotides. Its product is annotated as leucine-rich repeat extensin-like protein 3. The coding region runs from base 1 to 753 and encodes 250 amino acids. The transcript has a single exon. The record is from RefSeq and is a predicted model, not a curated record. Lineage: Eukaryota; Metazoa; Chordata; Actinopteri; Salmoniformes; Salmonidae.
AUGGUCCUCCCCCACUGUCUCACCCACAGUCCUCCCCCACUGUCUCCCUCACGGUCCUCCCCUACUGUCUCCCCCACGGUCCUCCCCUACUGUCUCAACCCACGGUCCUCCCCUACUGUCUCCCCCACGGUCCCCCCUACUGUCUCACCUACGGUCCUCCCCCACUGUCUCCCUCACGGUCCUCCCCUACUGUCUCACCCAUGGUCCUCCCCUACUGUCUCACCCAUGGUCCUCCCCCACGGUCCUCCCCUACUGUCUCAACCCACGGUCCUCCCCCACUGUCUCCCCCACAGUCCUCCCCUACUGUCUCCCCCACGGUCCUCCCCUACUUUGUCCCCCACGGUCCUCCCAUACUGUCUCCCCCACUGUCUCCCCCAUGGUUCUCCCCCACAGUCCUCCCCCACGGUCCUCCCCCACAGUCCUCCCCCACUGCCUCCCCCACGGUCCUCCCCUACUGUGUCCCCCACGGUCCUCCCCUACUGUCUCCCCCACGGUCCUCCCAUACUGUCUCCCCCACUGUCUCCCCCAUGGUUCUCCCCCACAGUCCUCCCCCACGGUCCUCCCCCACAGUCCUCCCCCACUGCCUCCCCCACGGUCCUCCCCUACUGUGUCCCCCACGGUCCUCCCCCACUGUCUCCCCCACUGUCUCACCUACGGUUCUCCACCACUGUCUCCCCCACUGUAUCCCCCACGAUCCUCCCCCACUGUCUCCCCCACGGUCCUCCCCGACUGUAUAUACUGUAUGUACAGUAG